AUGUCUCCCUCGUUCUCAAAACUCUUCGUUGCUACCUCUUUGGUUGCUGCCAGUCUGACUGGAGCCUCUCCUCUGGAGCGUUUCCAGGAAAGAUCGGCCAAGAACAGCAGUAGGCCCAAGGUCAUCAUGGACAACGAUUGGAGCACUGCCGGAUUCAUUCCCUACCUUAUGGCCCUUGAUGCAGGAUGGGACGUUCUCGGUCUUGUUUCUGAUACUGCAAACUCGUGGGCACUGCAAUGUGGAUUACAUGCUCUUGCGACUCUUGAGGUCGGAAACCUAUCUUGCAUCCCUGUCCACAAGGGAGCAGAUUACCCUAUUCUUAAUACUCCUGAACUCUUCCAGACUUGGGAGAUGGUUCAUGGUAAACUAGCCUGGGAAGGAGCUUUUGCUCCAGAAAACUUGACCUACGAAGCACUGGGAAACGACCCAACUUCAGGCAACCCAACUCGCGUGUCAAAGGCAGCUUUCUUCGAAGGCUACCCCAACAUCACAUUCGCCUCCAAAGACGCAGCAUGGUUCAUGAUUGAGCAAGUUCGCAAGUACCCUGGUCAGGUCUCGAUCUACUCGGCUGGUGCUCUGACAAACGUUGCUCUUGCUGUUCGCAUGGAUCCUGACUUUGCCAAAAACGCAAAGGAGCUUAUCAUCAUGGGUGGCUACAUCGAUGAUAACCUUUUGCAAGUCACCGGCAGUGUGAUGCAAGCUGACUGGAGCUCCGAUAUCAACUUGAUGAUUGACCCUGAGGGUACCAAGAUCGCUCUUACCGCUCCUUUCCCCAACAUCACCAUCGCUGGCAACGUCGCCAACCAGGUCUCUGUCACCCAGGAGUACCUCGAUGAUAUCUACAAGGUCAAGAACCCUUAUUCUACUUUGAUGCACAAGUACUACGGCACCAUUUUCCCUCUUUGGGACGAGACCGCUGCCGCUAUUUUGCUGGACCCCACCAUCGUCAAGAACACCACAAGCUUCUACCUCGACGUCGACACUGCUCCUUCCAGCCCUAGCUACGGCAACAUUCACGCUUACCAGGAGGCUCUCAAGCCCAGUGCUCAGAACCUCCAGAAGGUCAACAUGGUCGUUUCCAUUGACGGCAACAGACUCAAGAAGUGGGUCAAGAGAGCUGUCCAGUAUCCCAAGACCUGUGCCGACCUUUAA
Molecule: messenger RNA, 1152 nt
Organism: Aureobasidium vineae
Lineage: Eukaryota; Fungi; Ascomycota; Dothideomycetes; Dothideales; Saccotheciaceae
Source: the annotation of a GenBank genome assembly